Perkinsus marinus ATCC 50983 is the source of this 733-nucleotide messenger RNA. RefSeq lists its product as hypothetical. The annotation marks the transcript as partial. The record is from RefSeq and is a predicted model, not a curated record. The transcript has a single exon. Lineage: Eukaryota; Perkinsozoa; Perkinsida; Perkinsidae.
AUGAUUAACUGCCAUCAUGAAAAGGAUUGCUUGUUGACUGACCCGUCUCAAGUCAAUAAGGUUAUGGUGGAAGAUCCUCAUCGAGUGGUUAUUCAUUGUGACCAUGUAAAGUCACAAAUGGCUGAUGUCGCCGAUGAGAUUAAUGCCACUAAGGUCUAUGAGUCCAAAACCUAUGAGGGUAGGAUGGCAUCAUUGGAAUGGAGAUCGUCCCAAAGGCCCCACAAGGCUUUCAAGGCUGCGGUCAAGAGAGCUAAGAGGUUGGAGUAUUCGCUAAAGAGAAGAGGUGGCCAAGAACUGGUGGAUGCUUAUAGUGACCAGUUCAAGCAAUGGCUUGAUAAUGGGUUUAUCCGUCCUGUCGACAAUGAGGAGGUGAAGCAUUUUUUGUUUCAUCACCCUGUGAUAAGGGUGGGUCAUCCUACUACUCCUGUGCGACCCGUGAUAAACGGACAAUCUCUAGAUCCUUAUCUCCGUGAAACUGAGUGUGACAUGUUACGUAUAGUAGAUAUUGUCACUCAGUGGAGACAAAGUGAUAAGUGGGUAACUAUGGACCUAAGCAAGGCUUUCCUCCGUAUUCAAAUGCGGAAGGAAGAUCAGCCUUACCUAGGUAUAUAUUGGGAUGGUACCAGUUACGUCUUCAACGUUCUUCCGUUUGGCCUGGCCAUGAGUCCUUCAUGGCUUACGGCCAAUGUGAAAGAAGUAUUGCGACGAGCCUCUGAAGACCCACACUUUGUGG